Necator americanus (New World hookworm) is the source of this 564-nucleotide messenger RNA. RefSeq lists its product as uncharacterized. The record is from RefSeq and is a predicted model, not a curated record. The transcript has a single exon. Bases 1 to 564 code for a protein of 187 amino acids. Lineage: Eukaryota; Metazoa; Nematoda; Chromadorea; Rhabditida; Ancylostomatidae.
AUGGCAUGGGCAGGGAGAGAGGCUUUCCAUGUUUAUGAUGACGACAAAUACCAUUCAUGGGAACUCGCAAUUCCAGAAGCCUUCCGCACUACGCUGGACGUGGGAUCACCCGAUGGAGGGCAUCAUAGUGAAACUGACCACAUCAUUGUUAGUAAAAGGUUAAGCUUGACGGAUGUUGCUGUUGUACCAAAGUUUUACAAGGGGUCGGACCAUCGCCUCCUCUGCGAAAGAUUUUCUUCCACAUGGAGAAGAGAAAAAGUCGCGAAGCGACUCGCUUUAAUCAAGCGUCAUUCAUCAUCUUCCAGGACCAUCAUCGACUUCUUCGCUUCGUUUGUCGGCUUUUGGAAAGAUACCGUCAUUGACAAAAUCGACGACGAAUAUGAACCUCUUCUAGAACAUCUUCACAAUUGUGCGAGAGAGGUGAAGAGUUUCAAAACCACCAAGAGACGCCUUUCUCCGGAAACUCUAGAGCCGAUAAGUAGCGAGCGCGAAGUUGCACGAACCGCAGGCAACAAAGAACUCCAAAGAAGACCUCAAAGAGAGAACAGCAGAAGUAUUGACUGA